AUGGAAAGUGGUUAUUUUUCAGCUUGGAAGAGUGCUGGUUCUUUGCAUGGGCUACAACAUGUAGUAGAGGAAGCUAUGGAGAUGAAAAUAGUGGCAACCUUGCCUGCAAUCCCUCAGCCACAAACACCACAGGAGCCUAUGGAGUUUUUGUCAAGGUCAUGGAGUCUUUCUGCUUCAGAAAUCUCAAGGGCUCUUGCUCAAAAGCAGAAGCAAAUUUUACUUGAAAAAAGUCCUGACAAAUUCCCAGAAGCAACUGUUGUGCCACAACUAACAGGAAAGAUUAUAAAGUCUGUUAAUACUCGGAGAACGAAGUCUAUGGGCAAAUGGUUCCACCAUAAGGAGUUCACUAGUAGCACAGUGAAGAAGAAAGAUAAGGAACGGGUAGAAAGAGCACGAGUGCAUUAUGCUGUCUCCAUUGCAGGAGUUGUUGCUGCCUUGGCUGCUGUAACUGACUGCAGCAGAAAACUCUAG
This is a messenger RNA of Prunus persica (peach), 471 nucleotides long. RefSeq lists its product as uncharacterized. The transcript is spliced from 2 exons. NCBI's taxonomy places the organism in Eukaryota, Viridiplantae, Streptophyta, Magnoliopsida, Rosales, Rosaceae. The coding region runs from base 1 to 471 and encodes 156 amino acids. The record is from RefSeq and is a predicted model, not a curated record. Gene Ontology annotation, biological process: phloem or xylem histogenesis; leaf vascular tissue pattern formation; auxin-activated signaling pathway.